AAGGGGGAAAAAUUUAAAAAUGAUCUUAAAAUAUUUAUAAAGUGAACAUUAUGGAAUAUACGAAGGAGAAAUACUCAGAGGAUAAAGACAUACCAACCUGUGCAAGGAGACGCGUCUUUGUAACAAUCAUGCUUUUCCUAGGAAUGGCCAAUGCGUAUGUUAUGCGCACCAAUAUGUCCGUUGCUAUUGUAGCCAUGGUCGACCACACAAGCAUCACGAACGACCCCAACUCAACUCGGUAUGUUGGAGAUAAUCUACACGGCGAGUUCAAAUGGAGCUACAAGCUACAGGGCUACAUAUUGGCCAGUUUCUUCUAUGGCUAUGUUUUAACACAAAUCCCAUUUGGAUUUCUUAUCAAGAACUAUGGAUCCAAACAUUUCCUUGGCUGGGGAAUGAUGAUCAACUCUUUGGCCGCAUUUCUAGUACCAAUUUCCGCCCGAAAGGGUGGCUAUAUGGCUCUCUGCGUGGUUCGCUUUAUUCAGGGCCUCGGUGAAGGUCCCAUUGUUCCCUGUUCACACGCCAUGCUGGCCCACUGGAUACCACCCGAUGAGCGUUCACGUUCUGGCGCCGCUGUCUAUGCGGGAGCCCAGUUUGGCACCAUUGUAUCCAUGCCGCUGAGUGGCCUGUUAGCGGUUCAUGGCUUUGACGGUGGCUGGCCUUCGAUUUUCUACGUUUUUGGAAUUGUAAGCACAUUAUGGAGCGUGCUAUUUCUUUGGCUGGUCCCCGAGGAUCCAAGCGUCGCCAAGACCAUCAGCGAAGCGGAGCGCAAGUAUAUCAUUGAGGCCAUCUGGAGUACACAGCCAGCUAACAAUACAGCUAAAACCCCAAUUUGUAGCAUAUUUAAGUCUGUGCCUUUUUGGGCAAUCAUGAUAGCGCAUUCGGGACAGAACUAUGGCUAUGAGACGCUGAUGACAGAGCUGCCCACCUACAUGGCAAUGGUAAUGAAGGUGAAGCUGAAAGCGAAUGGUUUUCUCUCCUCGUUACCCUAUCUGGCCAUGUGGAUUAUGGCCAUAGUGUUUUCUUUUAUUGCCGAUAGGCUGAUUCGCAACAAUAUGAGCAUUACCUUGGCACGCAAGAUUAUGAACAGCCUUGGACAGUAUGGGCCGGCGGUAACACUCCUCGCCGUUGGAUAUUGUUAUCAGAGUUUGAUAUUAACUGUGGCUUUAUUCACCAUCGGCAUGGGCCUUAACGGUGCCAUCUAUUCGGGCUUUAAGAUCAAUCACUUGGAUCUCUCGCCAACCUUUGCUGGCCUUCUUAUGGCCAUGACUAAUUGCUGCGCAAAUCUGAUCGGCCUUACAGCACCCAUGGUCGCCGGACAUGUGAUCAAUCAGGAUCCCUCUAUCGUCAACUGGCGCAUUGUGUUCCUCAUCUCGUCCGCCGUUUAUGUCACAUGUGCCACAUUCUAUCUAAUAUUUGCUUCGGGCAAACGACAAUGGUAACAAUAAAA
This is a messenger RNA of Drosophila novamexicana, 1447 nucleotides long. Its product is annotated as putative inorganic phosphate cotransporter. Bases 51 to 1439 code for a protein of 462 amino acids. NCBI's taxonomy places the organism in Eukaryota, Metazoa, Arthropoda, Insecta, Diptera, Drosophilidae. Gene Ontology annotation, molecular function: transmembrane transporter activity. Gene Ontology annotation, biological process: monoatomic anion transport; transmembrane transport. The record is from RefSeq and is a predicted model, not a curated record. The transcript has a single exon.